AUGCUGCGUAGAAAUAUUAAAGCAACAUUACAUCAUCUAAUUACAGAGUAUUGUAUAUCAAUGAAUAGUUAUAAUCAAGAUGCUGCCCCUUUGAAAAUGGCAAUAAGCUGCCACAUUUGUACAAUCAAUCUACCACAAUUUCAGAUUAAAUUACACGAAUUGUUUGGUCAGCAAUCUGCUUUAACAACGCUUGCUGGCAAGGAUUAUACAAAAUACACGAGAGAUGAAGAUGUUCCGGCCGAUAUCCACUUAAAAAUGAUUACGUUGAUUUUCCCCUACGAAUUUCUCUCCGAAUUACUCAAAUCAAUAGAUUUCCUUCAAAUAUUUACAAAAAUUAUUUUAAAUUAUAAACCACAGAAGCAUGUCAAUGCUAUCAAGAGUGUCUUUAAUGCUAUUAAGAAGUUUGGCGCUAACAAUGAUAUAUCAAACAUUAAUCAAUUUUUUACCGCGAAUGAAAUUAUGUUUUUUGCCUUAGCAGAGCACUUAGUUACGAUCUUUACCCACAAGCAAAUGAUUAAUUCCAACUGGGAUCCGCUCAGAAACUUUUCUACCGUUGAAAAAAGUCGAUUAAUUGCAGAAGAAGAGUUUAAAGCUCUAAAUCUCAACCAAAAACUUCUCGAUCAUUUACAAAGUCAUCAUGAUAUCAUUGAAAAACUCAAAAAUCCUCUUCCAAGCAAAUCACUCAACGAAUUAAGAGAAAUUUGUGAGACAAAACCCGAAUUAGAGUUUGAUGAGAACGAGAAGAUUGAAAUCCCAGCUCUUCACCAUGUAGUUCUUGAGCUCCGAAAGAUGCCUCUCCAAUGUUCUCCAUCUGGAUUAUUAUUUACUUUAUCCAACGCUUUGACGAUGCUUACGAACGCUGUUUCUAUCGGAGGAGAGAUGGUAGGUGCCGAUGAGAUCUUCCAGUUCUUCGUUUAUUCCCUUUCCGCCGCAAAAGUUUGGUGUCUUCCUGCCAUGGCACUUUUUGUCGAAAAAUUUGUCGAUGAUGCCCUUUUAGAGACAAAAUUCCAGUAUUUAAUAACACAGCUGAACUGUGCCGUUGAGUUCAUUGAAGGUAGAAAGCUGUCGAUCAAGCCAUUCAUCAUUUUGCCACAUACAAAAAUGACUCCUGAAAUAGAAGCGAAACUUUCACCUGUUGACGACGAAAUCAUUGUUAUGAAGAGGUUUGCUGUGUAUGCAUAUCCAACAUUCACUGAGGAAUGUCAGACUGUUUUCCCAGGAAUGAUAAAAUACACAGGAAAACUCGAAGACCAAGCUUUCGUCAGAAAAUUUUCGUUGAAAGGAAGUCCUUCUUUUCUUGAUGAUUUUGAAAGCGUCGCCAGCUUGAAUGGAGCCAUUUUCCCACUGAAUCAGGACUACAUUGUUAAACACAAGAUGAUUAGAGUUGAUUCAGGAAACAUGGUUGAUUCUGCUGACGACAUCAACAGAUUUUCAACUUUGAUGCUGAUGUUUUCUGGAGAAAUAAACAAUCCAUCGACUGGAAAGAUAAACAAGGCUUUCUCCAUUGUGAAUGGCAUUUGGAAGAUGGCAAGCAAUGUAGCGAAACUGGAUCUGAUCGUUGCUGAUCUACAGAUGGCAUUGGUUUUCAUCGGAAAACUGCCUCCAAACUUUCAUGUCGACGGAAUAUUUAACCAUGACACUUAUAGAGCGCUUGUAGAACUUGUUGGAAAGCGAGGAAAGGUAGAACUAUCACCUAAAAUGUUCGAAAAUGUUAAGAAACUCGCUGAAGAAAAUAAAUAA
This is a messenger RNA of Trichomonas vaginalis G3, 1740 nucleotides long. RefSeq names its product VPS9 domain family. The transcript has a single exon. The record is from RefSeq and is a predicted model, not a curated record. The coding region runs from base 1 to 1740 and encodes 579 amino acids. Lineage: Eukaryota; Parabasalia; Trichomonadida; Trichomonadidae.